GCCCCACACCUUGCUCAGUUUUGACUGUAGCCCCUGUAACUCCAGAUGCCUCGUUCAGUCCCCAGUUUCCUGGGGGUUCCCCUGGGGGUUACGGAGAGUGGCAGUUUGCAGGCUGCUUUCCUAGCACCUAAUGUGUGCUAAAAGGGUUUGCAGAAUGGCUGCCAGCCAGCACUUGCGGGCUUGGCCAAGGGCAGAGAUUGAGGAGAAAGGAAAAGAUUAAUUCAGCAAAUACUGCUGUGCCAUGCUUAAGGGGCCAGAAGAGGCCUGGGAAGCCACGGCCAUCUUUUUGUAUCUAUCUGCUCUGCUAACUGGUGGAUGGUUGAGGCAUCCAGCUGCUCGGUGACAAAGCUGCCCAGGACAAAGGGGUGGCCAGCUGGUGGCACUGGAUUGCCCCACAGGCAGCUGCCAGCCCUGUGCAGAGCUUGGGAGCUGGAAACUGCUGGGUGCGUUGGCCUCAAGGGGGUGACAGGAGCAUUUCUACCUAAAUUGUUCUUGAGGGAUUCUGGGGCUGCAGGGGUCACAGCCUUCUUGCCUCAGCACCUGAACUAGGGAAUGUACCCUACACACACACAUCCCUGAUAGCCCCCUGCAACUGGGGACCACAGUGCUUUGGCAGUGUGGGGGGUCUGUGUUGCCACCCCAGCUGGCAGCAGUGCCCUGUGAUGCAGCAGCAGCCAUGUGGGAAAGCCGUGAGCAAGGGACUGUGCUCCCUUCAUCUGGGCUUUUAGCAGCAGAAGAUGCUAAGACCGCAAAGCCUGGAAAGUGUUGGGAGGAUUUGCUCCUGGGGAGAGGAAGGUGCUGACAUGAAGGGGUUGGCUCUUGGAGGGGGUGAGAGGGAGGCAAAGCGUGGUGGUGAGGGACAGGAAAGCAGCCCUGGAGCUGCGGCUGCCUGGCGGGAUGUGCACCCAUGCAGGGAGGGCUGCGAGCAGCUGGCAUCACCCAGGCAGGACCAGGCAGCCCAGGACCAGAAGCUCAGGCAGGGGGAGGGGGUAGGCAGCCAGGCAGGGGUGGGGGGCCUGCCUCCUGCCCAACCCCACCCGUGUCCCAGGGCUGCCCCGGGUGGUUCCUCUGUGACCUCAUCGUGGAGCUGGUGCCAGGGCAUGCCAUGGGGGGCUGGCUCCUGCUGCUCACCCUGCUGCUGGGGGCUGCCCUCCCGCGGCCCCUGCGCCAGAGGGUCAGCUACUCGGUCCCUGAGGAUUUCUCUGCUCUCCUGGAGCUUCCACAGCAGCACUUUGGCCUGGUGGAUGAUUACGGCAUCAAACCCAAGCAGCCUCGCUUCAGGAGCCGGGUGGCCCAGGAGCGGCGGGCAGGGCUGCGCAGAGCUGGCAAAAGCAAGCGCGACGAGCUUGACUUGCUGGAGUACUACUACAAUGCCCGGCUGUGAGCCAGCGUGCCCCUCUGCCCACCACUGCUGCAGGACAGGGUAGGGGUGGCAUGUAGGAAUUGGGGGUGUGUGUGUAUAAGGGUAAGCCCUGCUUUGGGUGGGGACCAGGGGAGAUGACCUCCAGAGGUGUCUUCUGAGCAUCAUACAACAAUCUCUGGCCUCCAGGGAUUGCGGCCAGGGUUCUCAGACCAAACCUGAGAAGCUCCAGCUCCUCUCAGGGUCCCAAGGGAAGGAAUGAGCCAGGGCCCAAACUCACUGUGGUGGGACACAAACAGCACGGCAACCCUGCUCCAUGAACCAUCAUAUUUAAUAGUUGUUGCCAUCACAGCAGAUCCAGCUGAAGCACAGAGAUCGCUGGCUGCAGGGAUGGGAGAGCUCUUCUACCUCCCUGGUGCUUUGCAUGGCUCCCUGUAGGCUUUAGCCCUUCCCCGCCUUGCUUCUGGCAGGGACCCAGCUCUGUGCAGGGGCUGA
Egretta garzetta (little egret) is the source of this 1855-nucleotide messenger RNA. It is a transcript of the gene FREY1, whose product is annotated as chromosome unknown C11orf94 homolog. Lineage: Eukaryota; Metazoa; Chordata; Aves; Pelecaniformes; Ardeidae. The transcript is spliced from 3 exons. The record is from RefSeq and is a predicted model, not a curated record. The coding region runs from base 908 to 1384 and encodes 158 amino acids.